GCCAUUGUUGGGUAUGCGGUGUUGCCGUGUAUGCAGAUUUGAACAGGCUGAUAGAAAAUAUUUUUUGAAUAAACUGGAAUUUUGAUACGUUUUCCAAGUAUAAACAUUACUGUAAUUUAUGUUAAUAUUGAGUCAUUGCAUUUUUAGGAACUUUAAGUUGUGUAGGUUGGCACCGGUGAAAAAUUUCUCUUUCAAAAUGAGAUUCAACUAUCCCAAAGCAAGAAAAGUUGAAGACGUAGUAGAAGAACUCCAUGGAAGAAAGAUUGCAGACCCGUACCGCUGGCUGGAGGACCCGGACAGCCCCGAGACGGUCAGGUUCGUGGAGCAGCAGAACGCGGUCAGCCGGCCGUUCCUGGACGCCUACCCCGCGCGCGACCGCGUCAAGGCCCGCCUCACCGAGCUGUGGAACUACCCGCGCUACUCGUGCCCGCGCAAGCACGGCGACAAGUACUUCUUCUUCAUGAACACCGGCCUGCAGAACCAGAGUGUCCUGUACGUACAGAACUCGUUGAACGCAGAGCCGACUGUUUUCUUGGACCCCAACUUGCUGUCGGAAGACGGCACCAUUGCCCUGUGCAGCAGCAGCUUCUCAGAGGAUGGGAAGACUUUUGCCUACUCGCUCAGCAAGGCCGGCUCUGAUUGGGUCACCAUACAUUUCCGGGAUGUUGACACUGGUAAGGACUACCCUGACGUUCUCAAGAAUGUCAAGUUCUCGCCACUCGCGUGGACACACGACAACAAAGGGUUGUUCUAUGCAAGGUUCCCGGAGAGCAGCACCAAGGCAGACGGCACAGAGACUGAGAGCAACCUCGACCAGAAGCUGUUCUACCACGUGCUCAACACCAGCCAGUCGGAGGACAUCAUGGUGGUGGAGUUCCCGGACAACCCUCGGUGGCUCAUGCACGUGGACGUGAGUGACGACGGAGAGUACCUGUUCGUGAUGCCGCAGGAGGGCUGCAAAGACAACCUGCUGUACUGCACUCGGCUGGCAGAUCUGCCGGCAGGGAAGAUCACUGGCAGGCUGGAGCUGACACAGCUCGUCCACAAGAUGGAGGCCGAGUAUCAGUACGUGACCAACAACGGCAGGAUUGUUUUCCUGCGCACCAACAAAGAUGCGCCCAACUACCAGCUGGUCGCCAUGAACCUGGACCGGCCGGAGCCCCGGCACUGGCGCUCGGUGCUGCGGGGACAGGAGAAGGACGUGUUGGACUGGGUGGCGCCCAUCGCCGGCGACAAGAUGGUCGUGUGCUACAUACGAGACGUGACGAGUCACCUGGUGCUGUGCGACCUGGAGACAGGCAGUCAGCUGUCUGCGCUUCCCCUCAGCUUGGGCACGGUGACCCAGUUCUCCGGCAAGCGGCGCUACAGCGAGAUGUUCUACCUGUUCACUUCGUUCCUCACUCCGGCCGUCAUCUACCACUGCGACCUCUCGGCGGGCUCCCCUGUCACCAAGGUUCUUCGUAAUACUGAGCUGAAGGGUUUUGAUGCAUCACCGUUCUUAGCAACUCAGAAAUUCUACUCCAGUAAAGAUGGGGCACGGAUACCAAUGUUUCUCGUGCACAGAAAGGACCUGGUGAAGAAUGGAUCCAGCCCGUGCCUGCUGUACGGCUACGGAGGCUUCAACAUCAGCAUCCAGCCGACAUUCAGGGUGCCUCGGCUGGUGUUCUUGCAGCACUUUGGAGGCGUUCUAGCCAUACCCAACAUUCGAGGUGGAGGGGAAUACGGGGAGGCGUGGCACAACGGUGGGCGCUUUCACAACAAGCAAAACGUUUUCGACGACUUCCAGUCGGCGGCAGAGUACCUGAUAGCCGAGGGCUACACUAGCCCCAACAAGCUUGUCAUCCAGGGAGGCUCCAACGGCGGGCUACUGGUGGGCGCCUGCAUAAACCAGCGUCCCGACUUGUUCGGGGCGGCCAUCGCUGAGGUGGGUGUAUUCGACAUGCUGCGGUUUCACAAGUUCACAAUCGGCCAUGCGUGGACCACUGAUUACGGCUGCUCAGAUGAUGUUGAACACUUUGAAACGCUGAUCAAGUACUCUCCGCUGCACAACGUCCACGUCGCUGAAGACGAUGUGCAGUACCCGGCGACGCUGCUGCUGACGGGCGACCACGAUGACCGCGUGGUGCCGCUGCACUCCCUCAAGUUCAUCGCGACCCUGCAGGCCACGCUCGGCCACGUGGAGAAACAGACUAAUCCACUUAUGAUUUAUGUGGAUACGAAGAGUGGUCAUGGUGCUGGCAAGCCAAUGAGUAAAGUUAUAGAAGAAACAACAGACAUCCUUAGUUUCAUUGGCCAUGCAUUGGAGUUGGAGUUCAGAGUAUGACACCGAGUGCCAUAGGAUUAAAAAUGCGAAAAUUCAUUGAAAACGAACCCAAAGAUCUCCAUUAUGCCUGAAGUAUUUUCUUUUUAGGUUUUUAGUAAUUUUUCAAAAUGUUUUUCAGAUACGUUUGUACAAAUCAAAAAUUGUGUGUAUAGUAUUCAGUUCAGCUCACAGCUUGUCCAUGCUAACAUUGCUCACGUAAAAUGAUGCAUAUGUGGGAUGCUUGGCACAAAGUGUUAAGAAGCCACCCAUUGGCUGCAUCUUUGAGGUAAGUGGAAGUUUUUUGUGGCCAGGCGUAUAGCAUACCAGAGAUACAAGUCACUUUGCCUCUUAACAAAGCCUACCUCAGCUGAAACACAUGUGUUUGGCGAACUUGUUUGUUUGUCCUUCGGGAAUGUUGGCAAAGAAUUUUUGGCUGUAAAGCUUUACAUAUGUAGGUUGCAUUUACUACUGUACAGGGGGUUAUUACAAGUUUCUCGGGUAUUUGAUCCUAAUAUUGAUAUCAGUUCCAACAGACUGCUCGCUUACCAAUCAUAACCAAGCAGUUGACCGAGAACUGUUUAAGUUCUCUUCUAAGCAAUUCGUCUGUAUGUGGACUUGCUCUCUUGGCAAUGACUGGGUCUAAGGAUUUCCUAACACUUCUUUUCUGCCCCUCUCUCUCUCUCUGUCCUGAGUGUUUCAGACAACAAUAUUAGUGACACCUUUUUUAAAAAAAAUUUAAAUAUAAUUUAUUACAAAAUUUUAGCAAUUUUUACCAACUCCAUUCUUACAAAAUGGUCAUAUAAUGUAAAAAUGCACAACAGCAUAUUAUAUUGCUAAUGCACAGUGACAAGAUAAUAUGGUCAAUUGCGAUAAAACUUAAAUAGCACCAAAAAGUUUGUCAGUGUAACAUAUACAUAACACCAAAAUUCAAGUUAGUAAACCAUUAAGCACCGAAAUGCAAUUAAAAUCGUGAAACUACGCAAUCAGCAUUUUUAAUCAAAACUUUGCUGUAAUGACAAAUAUAUUUUCUUUUAAAUAUUAAAUUCAACUAAAGUAAUUCAUUUGGCGUGAUGUUUGUACCACAAUCUAAUAAAAAAAUAUUGGAAAAAGUUAACUUUUAAAAAAGAGGCAACUGUUAUUAGUUAUUCAUUUUUAUAUUAUGACCUUAGAACAUUUUUCAAUCUCAGAAAUACUUAACAUAUUUAAUUUAUUUGUUCCAAAAAGAUAGACAUGCUUUUUUAAAAUCAUUAUAUUGUAAAAGUGCAUCAUGUAUCUAUCUGUCAGAAUAACACUAUUUUGGAGAAAAGAGUAUCAUAGAACAUUUAAGUUUCAUAUUUAAGUAAUUUUAAUAAUUUUAAGCAUUUGGCUUGGUAAUUUUCUUCACCUUCAUGACUUUUUAUGGAAAUUCAUUUGUAUGAUUUGACAACUAUUAAUUGACUUUGAUACAUUUUUGUGACAAAUCGAGUCAACACAAAUUUACAACCUUUGCCUUACCUAAGAAUCUAACCGAGAACCGCCUUGCACUUAAACUGUAGUAUAAUUCUCUUGUAUAUACUAGAAAAAUAAUUACUUUUAUAACUUUAUAAGUGAGUUUUGUUUUACUCGAUUAAUAUUGUGAAUAGUGCCUGAAAGUUAGCGCUUGAAUAUUCAGCUUAGGCACAACAGUUGCUACCAUGCUUCCAAUCCGCCCUGUUUGAAAGCGAGUUGUCAAUCAUGCAGUCAAGUACGAAUCAAGACUUAAACGUAAGUUUGAAUACCCAAACACAAUAAAUUGUCCGAUAAUCGUAAUUUAACUAUCGAGAACGCCUUUCUGAGGAACUUGUAAUAAACCGCCAGUUCAGAAUUUGCCUUUGUACUUAGAUUAAUUCUUGCAGAUCUCAGCUUAUGACUUCAGCGAGCACAACCAUUGUUGUGAUCAAACAGUUGACCUAUUUUACAACUCGGAGCAGCUGGCUCAAUAGUGGUAUCCCUGGACCGUAAGUUUGCCACUUCUGUUCAGGGCACUGGAGGAUAUAAUCACCAAAGCACUUUAAAUGGCAAGCAGGGCCAAGUCAGCACCCUUAUUUUUUGUUGUAUAAGUACACAACCGCUGUGGCAAGGGGAUCGUCUUUGUUUCUGCUGUGCACGGGUCCAUAAAAAAACUGCCCACUUGCGUUUCAGCUGCGUGAAUGUUUUGAAUGAUGUACUGCAGCGAGUGUUGCUUUCCAAAGGCUGUUGAAAUACAAUAGUACCUGAUUACAUAAGCUAGCUGGUGUGUUUGUCUAGCCAUGGAUGCAAUUUAUGAAUCAACGUAAGGUACAGUGGUCGUGCAUUCACUUUGGCACACAUGUAACAAGGUGGAUUUACAUUUCACUGAAACAGUUAGCUUUGGUGAGCUGUUGCUGAUGACAACAGAAAAAAAAACUGAAGAGCAUAUAUCAAAUAUCUAGCAUUUGACGCAAGGCACAAAAUUUCUUGUAUUCUGUGCUAGGCUGUAUUUAGCCUGUGUUACUGUGCUUGAGACUACAUUUCGCAGAGAGCCGCAGUGUUGGAGAUUAUUUCAACUAUCUCAAAACUAUCAAUCUCUUACUAUAAAAUUUGUCUCCAUGUUAAAAGAGUUUGUAAAAAAAAGCUUACAUUUGCAGUACAGUAGAGCACCCCUCAACCGGAAUCAUUGGGGGGAGGUCUAUUCCGGUUAUGGGAAAAUUCCGGGUAAGGGGAGUUGCGGUAGGGCCGGCCUCCAAGCUGGUUGAAUGACCUUCAUUGUUCAUUUAAGCAAGCUGGCAAGCGGGUGUUUCUUAUCUCUAUGGGUGGGUGCAUGCGUGAGCGAAGAGGAUAAGAGGGUUGGGGGGGGGGAGGUAGUAGGCCUACAGCUGCAGUGUUAUGUUACUUCUGUGUUGAUGUGCUAGUGAUUCACACUUCCUGGAGAGUGUAUAGUCACUGCCACGCACAGUUGCACAGUUUACAUUUCACAUACACAAGAAUAACACUUCAAGCAUCUCGUUUAAAAAUACAGGUAAAUGUAGACUGUUUAACCAUAUAUUAACGUAUAAAUAUGUACAUAAUACAUAUUUGUACACUAAAUUAUUGUCUACAAACUGAAAGCAUCACACGUUGGAAGUAAAUGUUACUGGCUAUCACGUGUGUCAGCGUGUGUACUCUCGAGCUGGCCGGAAUUUUCCGUUUACUUGACAUAGUGAAACAAUAAAACUACUUACAGCAUAAACAUUUUUAUAGUAAUUCACGUCCGACGCGAAAACCAGCGGUGUAUUUACGCAAUGCGCGGGAAAGACUGGCUAUAAUUAGCUCUCUGACAGACAUGCACGCGCGCGCUUACAAGACAUGUACAGUCAGGCAAAAACAAAAACGCCUCGUUCCAGUGCGGAAAUGUUUUGGAGAUGUUUUGUAAUGUUUUAAUUUUUUUUUGGAAAAUUGUUCCGGAUAUCGGGAGUUCCGUUUGUGGGAAUUACGGUUGAGGGGUGCUCUACUGUAUAUGCAUGUUCUGAAGUCUGUAUUAUAUGUUCUAAAUUGGCACUGUUUGCAUCUAGCCUUAGUUACUGAUUUGCGAUGUACUCUUUGAACAUAUUCAGUGUUUGCAGAAACUCAGCCUUAUCGAGCUUCACUUCGUUAGUUAGAAAGAGGCAUGCAAGUUCGCCUUAAUAUACAAAUACACUGUUAAAAAAUUUGUAAUGAACAAACAUCUCUAUUGUACAACUUCAGAAAACAGGCGAAAUGGACAAACAUAAUUUUGACUGUUUAUUGUGUAAUAUAGCUUUUUUGGGGAGUUAUCUAGUAAAGCUUCUACAUAUUUGAAAGUAUGCAGAUCAUCUCACAAUACUACUAUUGUGAUUUCACUCUACAUUAAAAUAUAAAUAUAUUUUUUUUAUUCAAACAAAUAAAAAAAUUUAAAUUAUUAAUUUAAAUUUUCAGAGGAAAAAAAUAUUUGCUAUUAAAUUUGAUAUCUUUGCAUGGAUAGCAAAACAUUCGCUUUGCACUUUGCAUUUCACACACAUUUCAAAAUCCAUUUCUUGAAAAUUUAGUAAUGUAUAAUUUAGAUAUAUAACAGGUUAGGCUAAAUUAUAAAAAUUGGAGUCAUUCUGCUUUAUUGUAUAUAUGUUAAAACAUUUUUAAAUAGCCCUGGUUGUAUAGGUAUGGGCAUGUAUUUUCUUCAUUGUAUGUGGUGUUCAAUGGUGGAAGCAUUAGGUCAGUACUAACUGAAUUAGUUAUACUUGGUGCUCACAUUUUUUCUAGUCGUGCGGUCGGUACUUCAGAAACCUGUUUGUCACGUGUAACGACAUCAUGGUUUCAGACAAAUCCUGUAACUAUGCUUACUAUUCUUCUAAUAUAUUUCACGAACUGUUGAAGAGCGAGGCUCGGAAGAGAACUGUGGCACUUACUGCAGUAAAAGUUCAACUCUUGCUUAAAGCAGUAUUUGUAACAUGGUUUGCAGCAAAGAGGGUUGUGACGACCAUCAGUGAUGGUACAAUAAUAUGCAAGCUAUACGACAUUUCAAAUGUUUCCUUUUUUAAUUCUUGCAUAAAUGUUUGAUGUAACAUUAAAAAUGUUGUUGCUCACUGUAAAUGUUUUUUUUUUUUUUUUAAACAAUAUUCGGUAGUGCAAAGUCAUUUUAAAAUACUGUAGUUCAGUUUUUAUACAAGACCUUCAUGUUCAUAAUUUUAUUCCGUAGAUGCUGUGUUAGCGACGUUUGUUUAUCCAGUGUGCAGGGUCAUUAUUUGGAUUAAAUACUUAAAACAUUUCUUACAAUCUCUUGUAUGAAAUGUUAUAAUUUGAAGUUGAACAAAAUGGGUAAAUGUGUACUUUGUGUUACCUCAAUAGAUGAAAUAGUGUAAGCAAUCAAAUGGUUUAUUAUAAUUUGAAAAAUAUUUUGUACAGUCAAAAUUUGUUAAGUGGCAUUAAAGUGUUUUCGCUAAGA
Molecule: messenger RNA, 7214 nt
Organism: Bacillus rossius redtenbacheri
Lineage: Eukaryota; Metazoa; Arthropoda; Insecta; Phasmatodea; Bacillidae
Product: prolyl endopeptidase
Exons: 16
Coding region: 119-2323 (734 amino acids)
Biological process (GO): proteolysis
Cellular component (GO): cytosol
Molecular function (GO): oligopeptidase activity; serine-type endopeptidase activity
Source: RefSeq, a predicted model, not a curated record